This is a messenger RNA of Penicillium antarcticum, 705 nucleotides long. Its product is annotated as putative TFIID and and SAGA complex TAF10 subunit. Gene Ontology annotation, molecular function: RNA polymerase II general transcription initiation factor activity; promoter-specific chromatin binding. The record is from RefSeq and is a predicted model, not a curated record. Gene Ontology annotation, cellular component: SAGA complex; nucleus; transcription factor TFIID complex. The transcript has 2 exons. NCBI's taxonomy places the organism in Eukaryota, Fungi, Ascomycota, Eurotiomycetes, Eurotiales, Aspergillaceae. Bases 1 to 705 code for a protein of 234 amino acids. Gene Ontology annotation, biological process: transcription initiation at RNA polymerase II promoter.
AUGGCCGACUCUCAGACACCGCAACCUCCCUCUGGAUCAGAGCAUCUCACCUCAGCUCCGGUCACUGAAGAUAAUAUUAAACCCGACCCUGACCUCGAUGCCUCAAUCGAACAAGACGUCGACAUGAAUACCGAAAACCAACCCGGCGCUAAUGCCGAUGACUCUGCCGCGCCUGGCAUGGAUCCUAUGGCGCCGGUGCCGACGCCCUCCAAGAAGGAAACGAGCUUGCGCGAGUUCCUGGGCAAAAUGGACGACUAUGCUCCCAUCAUCCCCGACGCCGUGACAGCCCACUACCUCACCCUAGCCGGCCUCCCACCACCAGGCACAGGACCCGGCCAAACCCCGCCGCACCUAGCACGCCUGCUAGCCCUCGCGGCUCAGAAGUUCGUCUCAGACAUCGCUGCCGACAGCUACCAAUUCGCGCGCAUCCGCGCCUCAAACAGCUCCUCGGCCAACAACCCCAUCGGCAGUCUUGCAGCAGCAUCAGGCCUGAACGCUCCAGCCGGCGCAGGCGCGCCCGCUCCCGGCGGCGACGGCGGGAAGGGCGGCAAGGCUAAUACCCAUCUUGGUAUUCAGCGACCUGGAUUUGGUGGUGGUGGCUCUGGCGGCUCUGGGCAGGGUCGGACAGUGCUUACUAUGGAGGAUCUUGGUAUGGCUGUUUCUGAGUAUGGGGUUAGUGUUAAGCGGGGCGAGUUCUAUCGGUAG